Messenger RNA from Caenorhabditis remanei, 333 nucleotides. RefSeq lists its product as uncharacterized. The record is from RefSeq and is a predicted model, not a curated record. The transcript has a single exon. NCBI's taxonomy places the organism in Eukaryota, Metazoa, Nematoda, Chromadorea, Rhabditida, Rhabditidae. The coding region runs from base 1 to 333 and encodes 110 amino acids.
AUGUCAUACUCUACAGUUGUUUUGGCUCUUCUCGUGAGCAUCGUAUUGGCUGGAGCUGAGGAUCAAGUAGGUCAAAUUGGUGGAAUGGAAGGACAAAUGGGACAACAAGGAGGAGAAAAUGGAGGUCAAUUUGGACUAGGAGGACAGACUGGAGGAGUUCAACCAGGAGUUGGUGGAUUCGAAGGACAGCCAAAUGAAGCAGGACAACUGUCUGGAUUCGGAGAAAAUGGACAAGGAAUGGCAGGAGGACAACCAGGACAGCCAGGACAACCAGAACAGAUUGGACAACCAGGUAGCGGAAUCGGAAACAAUGUGCAACAACCAGGAAUUUAA